AAAUUGAAAUACUUUAUUUUGUAGUAGCCUUUGUAAGCUCUUUGUACACACUUCUCCUGCACACACUCUUGUUUACUUGAUCCGUACUAGAAUAAAAUAAUAAAAUAAUAAAAUAAAAUAAUAAUAAAAAAAAACCACUGGAGGAAAACCCAUCAAAUCAACUUAAAACAACACAACAUGCUAGCACUCUUGUAAGAUGACGGUAUGCAAUAGGGUUGACGAAUAUGCAAAAAUAAAUUAUUUGGUGAUUACACUAUGUAUUGUACAAAGAAUACGUACAAUACAAAUAACUUAUCAGAAAUACAUUCCAAAUUGUAUUAUUUCAUUUUAAUUAAUCUAUCAAUCAUUCUCUCAACUAACUUAUUACACAUUUGGUCCAAUAAUAUAUCAUGGAUAUGUGAAAAAUGUCCUUCCAAAUUUUCCAAAGCCCAGGGUGACAUCCUCAAAUGUCUUCUCUUGUCCAAUAAACAGUAAAAAAAACAAACAAACAAACAAAAAAAAACUACAUAUUGAGUUUAUUAUCACAGAAGAUGAUAAAUUCAAGAUACCAGAAACAAUCACAUCCAAGAAGCUGAAAACAGAGAAUUUUGACAUGUUUUCUUUAAAACAAAAAACACCCAAAACAAUUAACUGUUGCCAAUUAUUUUGUUAUUAUUAUAAUAAUCCAAUUAAUCGACUCAUCGUUGCAGCCCAAUAAUGAAAAGGGAGACAAAUAAAAGUAAAAGUGCAUUAGUAAUGUGACAUUCCACCUUGAGACUCCAGGACAUCUUCAGUACUCCUGUCAUAAAUUGUUAAAUGUGUGUUGAAUUGGAGUGAUGAACAGCGUUCUUCCAAAGGACAUUAUCUCAUUCAGUGUUUUGCUGAUGGUGGUGGGGAGCGCUGCCUAACAUGUCACCACAGUAUCUCCCAUAGGUGUUUAAUCAACUAAAGGACCCCUGAAAUCUGCUAAAGGCCCACUAGAGACCUCCUGAUCAGGUACUAGGACCACUACAACCUCUAGAAGACAUCUCUGACCUCUUAAUUACCACAAAAACUUCCUAAAGGCCCACUGGGAACCUUGUGAAGGACUUCUGAGACCUUGUAAAGGACCACCAAAACCUCUAAGACUCCUUGAACUUUCUGAAGGACCUCUACAUCCGUCUCACUGACCACUAAAACUUCCAAAUCUACAUGCAGAACCUUCUCAAAGACCAUUAGAACAUCCAAAAGGAUCAGUAGAACCUUCCUAACUAUGACAACCUCCUAAAACCAUCUGUAGAUCCUGUGCACUGACCACUUAAACCAUCUAAACAACCACUAGAACGACCUAAAGGACCUCUAUUACCUUCUCAUCCACCAUUAAAACAUCCUUAACAAUCCUGAUAACCUCCUCAAUAAGCAACAGAACCUCAUAAAAGACCCAUAGAACCUUCUUUAGAUAGACCAACAUAAAAUGAGAGCCAGGUUUUUCCUUUAAUUUUUAUGUAAACUCAUAACAUUUGGAUUUCUAGCCAUCAUCUUUCAAAAUUACAUUUGUGUAAACAACAAAUCACUAAAGGUGUCAUGUUUAGUUCAAAGGCCACUUUAUACAGUAUGUAGAGAUCUUUGCAUCACUACUGACAUCUUUUAUGUGAAGUGUAUAAUGCAUUCCUAUGAAGAUCAUCUCCUCCAAAUAUACCUAUCAUUUCUCACCAGCAUUUUGGCACUUAAAAAAUGAUUUCUGUAUUGGUACACUGAAUUUGAUUUGGAUUGGAUUUUUCCUCUGGUGUUAAUGCUGGCGUUAUUGAAGCUAACAGUAACACUGGCAGGAUCUGUAACACAGCUCUUCCUUUUGGGCCAUGUUGCAGUAAUCAUGAUGAAGGAUUCUUGGCAAAGGCAUUGUCAUUUAGUAUAUUUUAUCCAUGCGCUGACACUCCCAACAGUACUCAGUCUGCCAAAGUACCUCUUUGCAAUUAACCCCCAUAUGUACAUCAUCCUUCCUAAAAGAGUUAUAUUGAAUAAACGUGACAAUCAUGCAUCCUAAUUUAAAUAAAGUAAAAUGUGAGCUCAGUGUAAGACAGAAUAAUUCUUUUUUUCCUUGGAUUAUGAAUAACAUUUUAAUUUACUUUGUUUUAGUAUUGCCUAGAAUUUAACUGAAACACACUGGUGCUGGUGAGUUAUUCGUGUGUAACAAGAGCUGAAACAACUAGUUGAUUAAUUGACUGAUUAAUAAUUUCUGUCAUUUUAAAAGAAAAAUUAAUAACAUUCUAUUGUUGCUCUUUCUACAAUGUGGAGAUUUGCUUUUCUUUUUCUUAUGUGUUAAUAAACUGAAUAACUUUGGGUUUAGAAGUGUGAAAAAGGAAUUUGAAGCUGACAUCAUUAAAAAAAAACUUAUAAUGGGCAUUUUUCACUAUUUUCUCUCUUAUUAGAUUAGAUUGACUGAUAAUGAAAAUAAUUAUUAGUUGCAGCCCUAUAACCGCUAGGCACACCUGAUGAUGUUCGAUUCAGUGAACAAAUAAUGAAUGAAAUCAAUGAACAAAUGGCUCCAAAUUGUUGUGGAGACAUUAUUCCAGUGUUUUAGAAGCAUAAUACAGAUAUGACGACAAAAACUUCAAGCUAUAAAGACGAUGACAGGUCAAACCUGGCCUAAAUACCACUUAAAAUUGUAUGGAUGCACAAUAAUGUGUGGGAUUUUAUUCCAACUAAACAUAAGAGUUAAUGCCAGUGUUAAACACAGACUACUAUUAGCCUGACUGGGAGUUGUCUAAUUCACCAACUCUGCCAAAGGAGAUAAAACUUUUUACAUAAGAAGGCGUUUGAUAGUCGCACUGUCGCCAAGUCUUCUGGGAUACUAAAGAAAAAAUAUUUUUAAGGGUUGUUGCCCACUAAAUUGUUCCCGGAAAAGGAUGUUUUCCUUUAUAAAUGCAGCACAGACAGGUGUAAAUUACACAUUGGACGUGUGUUCUGUGAUGUUAAAAUGUUAAAUAUAGUCAUGUAAGUGUUCAUAUUUCCAGGGGAAAAACCGCCGGUGCCAUCUUUGAAAGGGUCCGUGCUUGGCUGAACUCCGGGUUUGAGGAAGCUUGUCCGCCCGGUAGUCGGAGCGGAGGGGGACUCGACGGCGAGACCUUCAGGCGGUGUGUGGUGAGCUGGUGACGGACACCGACAUAUCUCCACGACGGCUUUCCUAACAUCUUAAACCAAGGCAAAGAUGAACGCACUUCUGCUGUAGCAGUCGUUUUGUGUCAUAUUUAGAUUGAACAAUGUGACUGUGAUCGGAGGCAGUUGCACUCCAGUGGUCGAGGACCUCACCCUACUUCUCUAGAAUGUACUUGAUGAAUGUACCUCCUGUCGCAGCGACGCAAACAGAAUGGAGAACAUGUGGCCCACCUGGAGGCUAUAGCCUUCAGUGCUUCAAUGACUCUGACACUGAGUUGUCCACCAGAGGCACACCUAUCUCAAACAAGGUCCAGAUGAUCAUAGAGAGCCUGAGGAGCACCCAGUCCUCACUCGAGAUGGGUGACGAGAUUGAGGGAAAUGUGCUAUCAGGACAAGACGGUCAUCCGCAAGUCUGCAAGGUUGCAGUGGGUUCUUAUGUAGGAGCCAAGUCCAAAACGAAAGGCCCCACUGAAAACCAGCAGGCAGAUGUUUCCUCCCCAGUCAACCAUGAGAGCAGUGACUCCGACAGUGAUGAUUCUGUGGACAGAGGAAUUGAGGAGGCAAUACUGGAAUACCUGAAGGAAAAGGAUGAUCACAAACGCAAGGCAGAACCAUGCUCCACGUUUCUCCAGUCAUCCAAAAUUCAGAGGAAAAACUCACCCAUUCCUGAAGUUUCCAAACAGAACUCUGACAGCAAUACAUUUUUGAUCACAAGUAACCAAUAUCCAAAAAGUGUCAAAGCCGAGACACCAGCAGCACCAGCUGUUAUACCUAUUAAAAAGUAUAUCAAAAACAAGGCCACCCUCAAUGACAACAUGGUUAAGAAAUUGGAUUCCAAUAAAAGUACAAUAACCAAAAGUUUAAUCUCAUCCAAAGAGCAGACAAAGAGCCCAUCUAAAACAAUCAGGAUUUUCAACAAAGUGAAGUGCCCAGUCACAGUGAAGCUGGAGGAAGACUCAAAUGAUUCCAGUAGUGAUGAUGGUAUCGAAGAGGCAAUUCAAAGGUACCAGUUGGAGAAAAGGGAGCAGCAGAACAGAAGGGACACUUUCAAUCCACAAGCAUACAAAGAUGAGUCAGACUCCACUAGCGAUGAUGGGAUUGAAGAAGCUAUUCGCUGCUACCAGCUUGAGCAACUCAAGGAGAAGAGUGUCCUGAAACCAUUCUUACACAAACAGAAACACUUUAGUAAGUCAUUAAUACAUGCUGUUGGAAGUACAAGCACGGAAAACAUGAAGAAACACAAACUGAAAAAGAAAAAGACCAGAACAGAGAAAGAAUUGAAAUCUGUUCCUCCUUCAUCUGCUUUCAUCCCCAAGAAUUCAUUCUCCGAGGGCCAGAGAGGUAAAGGAAAUGGAUUAUUUUCGUUUAAAAUAGAAAGUUUUAAGGAUCAACCUACAACUGCUCCCCCAAAGGUUAAUACAACUGCAGAGCUCAUGUGUGCUGAGGCAAUACUGGACAUUUCUAAAACUGUUAUGCCCGGGGCCUUCCAUCAUAGUGUUGGCCUUAGCAGCAGUUGUGCCCCUGCUGAAUCUUCCUUGCAGCCCUCACUUCCUGACACUUGCCCAGAUGAAGAAAGUGAUGACAGCUCCAUUGAUAGUGAAGAUGGGAUCGAGCAGGAAAUCAGGAAAUUUCUCGAGCAGAAGGCCCAAAUGCACCAACAGCCACCUGGCUCAGCAGUGACUCAAGAGCCUCAAGGUAUGAAUGAGCCAGAGAAAGCAAAAGCAAAACAAGUUGCAACCCAGAAGAAACCUUCAAGAGUGUCAUUGACACAGAGAAGAAAACACAAAGAGGAAAACUGUAGCAUUUUCAACAUGUCAGGGAUUGAUAAUAGUGUUAAAGUAACAUCUCCUAAAUCUUUACCUGAGCAUAGAAAAGAUUUGAGCCCAUUGGUAUCUUCGCACAGAAGUCAAACACACCCAGUCGCUGGAUUAGCUAAAACAGAACAAAGUGGAGACAAAAGCAGCUCACUUGACAGUGAUGAGGACCUAGACACCGCUAUAAAAGACUUGCUCAAGACAAAAAAGAAGUCAAAGAAAAAGAUAAGAGACUUAAAGCGGAAAUCAAGGAAGUGCCUCAAGGAAGAGGAACCACUACCAACAAAUGUUUUACAGACCAAAAAGUUAAAACCUGAUUCUUUUUCCAAGCGCAGUGCUUUGAAAAAAGUACAAAAGUGUAAGGAUAACAUCAAAGACAAGACUGGACUGAGUAAAAAGAACAUUUUCCAACAUAAACAAAUAGAUAAAAUAAAAGAGCAGGAAAUGCAUGGAGGUGAUACAGAAAUAUUGAAAGGCACUGAAGGUCUAGACUCCAUGUUGCUGCACAAUAAUCAGACUGCUCCUCAGUUAAAGGAAGAUAGUAGUUCAGUGGACAGUGACGAUAGCAUUGAGCAAGAGAUCAGAAGGUUUCUGGCUGAAAAGGCCAAAGUUUCAACUGCAUUGAAAAGUAAAGAUGGAGAUGUAUCAAGGAAUGGUACCGUCACAGUUUGUACCUCACCUCAAGAAGAAGAGAUUAAACAGGAAAAUCAGCUGGCUGAAAUUCCAAGAAUAAGUGUCGCCACCCCUUUCUCUGGACAAUCACCUUUGAGUUGUCCCCCUCAAGAUAAACAGACUCUUCCAACGCCACAGAGUUUGCUGCCAGACAUCUCUACUGUUGGUGCACAAUCAUGUCUGUCCUCAGUCCAGUCCUGCAGCCCUAGUGUUUUGGAGCCGGCAGAUGGGGCAGGGGCUGCUAGAACCGAGCAAAGGAGGCCCAGCACAGGGAGAGGUGACAUCCAGGACGUCACUCCUCAGGUGGAGAGAGUUCGACCAGCUUUGAGUCCCAGUAUUGCUCAUUCUCGUUCUGAGUCAAAUAAGUGGCGCCAGAGUCUGGGACUUCCCAUUACUGACACAAGAACUUUCAGUAGAACACCAUUCCAUAUGAAUUCAUCCAAAAUCAGCGAAACUGCAUCAGCAGCUCUACCAUAUCAAAGCGGGAGCAUCAACCUCAAAUCACAGACUCCAGUCUCUGUUUGGUCCUCUACAAGGACAAGUGUAAAUACCACGUUCAGGUCCCCUGUUUUGAAUCUUUUGUCUGCUGCCAGGCAGCAUCCGAGGAUGUCCUUUACACGGAGCCUGCCGCCUGGCCACCAGUCACAGUGCUCUAUAGAAGGAGAGACAGAGAGUAUGGUGCAUAUGUCUAAGGACAAGAGUGUGUUUGUCGAACUGGAAUCUAAUAGGACCAACCAUGUCCAGGUUCGAAGCAGGGAAAGGAGCGAGGGAAAGGAGAGAGUGGACUUGCUAACUGAGAAAAAAAGAGAGGGCGAGAGCAUGAAGAGAGAUGAUAAAGAAGUACAUCUAGAAAGAACAGAGGAAGAGUUUGUGGAUGAGGCAGAUUGUGAGUCAGGCGACAGGAGAAAUCCAGAGAAGCAGCAGGGCUUUUCCACAUUGUCUUUGUCCAGUGCCAUUGACCCUGGCAUCACCUUCAGACCCUGCAUAGCUCUUACCACAGAGGAGAGAAGCAGGAUGUUCAGCAGGAGGUACCUGGCUGAAAAAUGCAAGAAGGAGAAAGCUUCUCUCAUUAGUGCUCCUAUUCAGAGCAAGACUCUGCAACGUGUCAAAAGAAAGCUUCAGUUUGUUCCAGUGAGCAGGAGAAACGAAGCACCCAACCAGCACAGCAUAACAGAAUGAUACUUCACUCUGCGUUUGAAACAUGCAUGUAUAUGGUGUUUGAUAUUGCAAGCUGUGGUUUGUUACUUUGCACUUUAUUAAGUGUUUGUUUAUGUAAGGUUUCAUGUUGGUUUUGAUGUUGCAGACUAAUGGCAAUUUUAUGUUUUGGAUUACAGUAUUUAACACUCCUUUUUUGAAGUAUGAAAAAUGUCUUAUGUCCUAUUUUGUAAUGUUCUAAGUUAUAUAUUAGAUAGAUUCUCUGAAAUACGUAACUAUACAUGGAGAAAGAAAUUUCAGUUUACUUGUUUGUUUAUGUAAUCAGUUAAGGGCAUUUCUUCUUUUUUGCAGUUUUGAAGUACAAGGUAAAUCUUUAACCCCAGGAACUGCCGGAGUGUGGUGCCUUUUUUUUUUCAUGUUGCCCCUAAAUAAGAAUAAUUUUUCUGGUGUCAAGGUUGUUGAGGAGUUGACCUUGGCCAGAUAGACAACAUGAAUUCCUCUUCAUACUACAGCUAUUGUUUUUGUAAGUGUCACCUUUUUUUUGCCUAGUAUUUGUUAUAAAUCAGGAGUUAUUCAACAUUGACAUUGGUUCAUAUUGUUUUUAUAUUUAAUAGUUGUUCAAUGUAAGUGUGGCGCAGUGAGUGUUGUGCUUUGUUUUU
Messenger RNA from Lates calcarifer (barramundi perch), 7414 nucleotides. RefSeq names its product protein phosphatase 1, regulatory subunit 26 (gene ppp1r26). Gene Ontology annotation, molecular function: protein phosphatase inhibitor activity. The record is from RefSeq and is a predicted model, not a curated record. Gene Ontology annotation, biological process: negative regulation of phosphatase activity. Lineage: Eukaryota; Metazoa; Chordata; Actinopteri; Centropomidae. The transcript is spliced from 5 exons. The coding region runs from base 3282 to 6779 and encodes 1165 amino acids.